Molecule: messenger RNA, 1649 nt
Organism: Triplophysa dalaica
Lineage: Eukaryota; Metazoa; Chordata; Actinopteri; Cypriniformes; Nemacheilidae
Gene: stx11a
Product: syntaxin 11a
Exons: 2
Coding region: 345-1226 (293 amino acids)
Biological process (GO): synaptic vesicle fusion to presynaptic active zone membrane; exocytosis; intracellular protein transport
Cellular component (GO): synaptic vesicle; endomembrane system; SNARE complex
Molecular function (GO): SNAP receptor activity; SNARE binding
Source: RefSeq, a predicted model, not a curated record
GAAAACACUCAAGUGAAAGACUGAGGUUAUGCAGAUCAAACAGUUUUGACAUUAUUAUCAUGUACUCUGCUUAAAAUGUAAAUAUAAGUAUAUUGUGAUAAUAUUUAGAGAGGGAAUAACCAUGUGCACCGUGAUAUACGUUGAGGAAACUCUUUUGUGAUUUACUAAACUUUCAUGUAUCGACUUGUCGGAAACUCCCACCAGUCAGUCAGUCAGUCAGUCAGUCAGUCGACUGCAACGUUUCCUGCAGUGAUGUGAAAUAAUCUGCUGCUCUGCGUGUAAGAAACCAACAAACUCCAGUUCACACCCUCUUAAUGCAUCCAAAGGGCAUGAAAUAAGGAAAAAUGAGAGACAGGCUGAGUGAACUGGGAAGCGUUCCAAGCAAAGUGGUCCAGACGGACGACCCUGUCGACGAAGAAGAAAAUGUGGACGACAGCGAUAUCCAACAGCACGCGGUGGUGUUUGAAGGAGAAGACGUCAUGGAGGAUGCCUUUAAAGAAGCCCAGUCCAUCCAGAAGGAAAUUGCUCAACUCAGGACGGAGGUGAAGAGACUGGGCAAGCAAAACACUCGCUUCCUCACCUCCGUCAGACGCAUCAGCAGCAUCAAGCGCGACUCCAACACGAUUGCUCGCAGCAUCAAAACCAAAGGGGAUAACCUGUACGCUCGCAUACAGAAGAUGGGCGCGCUUUGUAAGGAUCUGGAGGAAGAACACGAAGCCAACUCGGCUUUGGUGCGUAUGGUGCGCCACCAAUUCGUCUCCAUAACGGGCUCGUUUCACGAUGCCAUGAACGAGUACAACAGCGCCGAGAUGGCGCAGAGGGACAACUGCAAGACGCGCAUCCAAAGGCAGGCCGAGAUCAUGGGUAAAGAGGUCACCGGAGAUCAGAUCGAGGAGAUGAUCGAGACGGGCAAGUGGAACGUCUUCUCAGACGACUUGGUCACGGAGGGGCGAACCGCUCGCUCAGCGCUCACUGAGAUUGAGAAUCGCCACAAGGAGCUGUUGGAGUUGGAGAGUCGGAUCCGGGACAUCCACGAGCUUUUUUUCCAGUUGGCUCUGCUGGUGGAGGAGCAAGGGCCCAUGGUGGACAACAUUGAGGCCAACGUGUGCUCCACCGAGGACUAUGUGGCCAAAGCUCUGACCCAGAUCAAGCAGGCUGUUAAAUACAAGAAGAAAAACCCUUGUCGACAGCUCUUCUGUUGCUGCUUUCCGUGUUGCAAUAAAUGAUUCCAGCAGAUGUGUUAUGCCAAACAUGCAACCUGCCUUCAUGUAUACAGCGGUACAGUGUUAACCACAAGUCACGCGAUGUACAGUGAGCUUUGCUAAAAUACCCUUGCUAGCAUGAAGAACACAUUGAUCGUCCAGCGUCCGCUUGGUAACGGGCGCGCUUGACAAAAACUUGGCGACUGUUGGUUAACCACAUGUACAUGAGCUGAAGUGAUACUGCUAUUGAACGCUACGGUUUCUCACUGCGAGUGUGUUAAAGAUAUCAAAAUGAAAGCUGUAAAAACACAACACUUGUUUAAUGGCCUUAUAAAGGCGUGCAAAUCUUACUCAUAAACAUGCUGUUUUAAAUCAAUAUUGCUGUGGUUUAAAACCAAUGUAUACAGGGUCUUAUGAUUUGUUUAUUUAAUAAAUGUUUUAAAUAUU